AUGCCCUCCCAACUCACUGCUAGACCCAGUGAUAUACCCCUCAAUAACCUCUACAAUCUGCUCGAGCCUAUUACCGUGUCCAAGGAACAUGCACGCUUCACCAACUGGGGUCGUACUUUUGUCUGUACACCGUCGUCUAUCUUCGAGCCAGAGAACGAAUUCCAGUGCGAACUCGUUCUAGAGCUUGCUCGCAGGGAGGGGAAGACACUCAGAGUAGCUGGUGUCGGCCAUAGUCCUAGCGAUCUCGCUUGCACGAACGAAUUCAUGUUGCGCACUACCAAGCUCAAUCGGGUUCUCGAGGUUAACACAGAGAAACGAUACGUCGUCGCUCAAGGAGGGAUCACCCUUAACGACCUGCACGCGCAGCUUCAGAAAAACAACCUCGCGAUGAUCAACCUCGGGUCCAUAUCCGAGCAGUCCUUGGCUGGCGUCGUAACGACCGCGACGCACGGCUCCGGGAUGACCUAUGGCGUCAUUUCGACAAAUGUAAUGGCCCUAUCGCUGCUGCUCGCAGACGGGUCUCGAAUCACCUGUUCUCGCAACGAGCAUGCCGAUCUCUUUUUGGCGUCGAUAUGCGGUCUCGGCACGACAGGCAUCAUUCUCAGCAUUCAACUGGAGGUCGAGCCCGCGUAUAGACUGAAAGAGUUGCAGCAGACAUUGCCAUUUGACGAUGUUGUACAGAAUCUGGACAAAAUUGUGCAUUCGGCUGAGCAUGUCCGCCUGUGGUGGUAUCCAUCAAAUGGAACGAUACGUUGCAGUUAUGCUAAUCGCACAGACGAGCCUAAAAAACCUGCAGGUAGCUGGUGGUGGCACACGGUGAUGGGAUACCAUGUCGUUCAAUUCUUAUUGUUCCUGGGGCGAUACUUCCUUUUCCUAAAUACAUGGGUUGCAAACUUUGCCUCCUGGUUAUCAAGCGGGGAUACUGUAGGGAUCGACGAUAGCUACAAGAUUUUCAACGUCGAUUGCAGGUACCCCCAGCACACCACAGAGUGGGCUAUUCCCUACGAGAACGCGCAAGCAUGUCUACGUGAACUACGCGAUUAUCUGAAUAAAGAAUACCAGAAUCCAGAUGGAAUUCGCCCACAUUUCCCCAUCGAAAUUCGAUUCUCUGCCAGCGAUGACAUUUGGCUGAGCCCGAGCAGUGGUCAGCGCACAUGCUGGAUCGGAAUCGUCCAAUAUAAACCAUACGGAUUCAAUGUGCCAUAUCGGAAGCUUUUCAAAGCAUACGAAGAUAUUGUUGUCCAGCAUCACGGCCGUCCACAUUGGGCCAAAGCUCACCGUCUGCGCCCCGAUUCUCUACGGAAAUUAUACCCACGUUUCGAUGAUUUCAGACAAGUCAUGGAGAAGGUUGAUCCCAGUGGUAUUUUUCGCAAUGACUAUGUUGAACGUCAUAUUAUGGGAAAGCCGUUAAACCCGAGGGUAUACAAGAAACACCAGGACUCAUAG
This is a messenger RNA of Psilocybe cubensis, 1446 nucleotides long. RefSeq lists its product as uncharacterized. Gene Ontology annotation, molecular function: FAD binding; D-arabinono-1,4-lactone oxidase activity. The record is from RefSeq and is a predicted model, not a curated record. The transcript is spliced from 5 exons. NCBI's taxonomy places the organism in Eukaryota, Fungi, Basidiomycota, Agaricomycetes, Agaricales, Agrocybaceae. Gene Ontology annotation, cellular component: membrane; mitochondrion. Bases 1 to 1446 code for a protein of 481 amino acids.